Symbiodinium necroappetens is the source of this 355-nucleotide messenger RNA. The record is from the annotation of a GenBank genome assembly. Lineage: Eukaryota; Dinophyceae; Suessiales; Symbiodiniaceae.
GCCCCGCUUCUCCUCGGUCUCCCCGUCGAUUCCAGUGCAGCUGCCCUGUGGGCUAACAUCUGUCGAGGUCUUCGAUCUCCUUUCGCGCGAGAUCACGCCAGACGAUUACGAAUUGCUGCUGCGCUUGGACCGGGCGGUAGCACCACCUGUUGCAAGCAGCGACCGCAUUGAGGCACUUCCGAGCCUUCUGCCGGCAGAUUUCUCAGGUGGCGUGUGCUCCAUAUGCUUAAUGCCAUUCCAGGAAGACAGCAAUGUCACUGCGAUGAGCUGCAAGCAUCACUUCCACCGCGGCUGUAUUUCAAAGUGGUUGGCAGAGUGCCGAAAGACUUGUCCGCUCUGUGGUAAAGAUGCGUGA